CGUUGACACACUAGGAUUACACUAAGAGCGCUGAACUCUAUACGUAAAGACCCCCAGAAGCCAUCGCUGCCGAGGUUUACGACACGUGGGGACCCCUUUAUUAAGCGCCCGACGCAACCCCAUCGUCGCCGCGUCGGCAGAGCUGUGAGAUGCCCUCCCCCCGCGCCAGAGGCAGCGCCUCGUCGUCGCCGCGUGCGUCGUCGGGGACGCCCCGCGGCAACGGCAGCCCCCGCGAGGACGACGCCGCCUGGGCCGAGGCCUGCGCGCGGCCGCCGCUCUCGCCGCGCACGCAAUUGAUUCGGGCGGGCGCCGUCGCCGUGAGCCUGUGCGUCCUGGUGAUGCUGCGGCCGGAGCUAGCUUUAGCCUACCGCAAACUCACGCGCUUGCCGGGCCAGAACGACAAUCUGAAGCGGUUCCUGCCGCCGUCGCGGCCUGUGUGGAAAUCAAAUUUUACGGCACGUUCGUGCUGAAUCGUCGCGUCUCCCUGCACGCCAUCGACGCGACGCCUGCUCGAUGGCGUGGCGAUGCCGGUUCGUCACCGCUCGACGGAGCCAGCACGGUCACGUCAUCGCCGAGAAAUGACUUAUGCACCCGACACACUGGUUGAUUUCCACACAGGUCGCGGCGCCGCGCCGCCGAGCGCCAGCUCCGCAACCGUUUGGAAAGGGCGGGCCACGCCGACGCGCGCGACGCGACGAUAGACCCGGACUGGGCCUGGUUCGCGCCCGACUCCGCCUUAAGCUUAGAUGCGGCGUCGGCGGCUGUGUGGAAAUCAACCAGUGCGUCGGGUGCACCCGACAAUUCUUCACGAAGUCAUUUCGCGGCGAUGAUGCGGUCGUGCUGGACCCAUCGAGCGGCGAGGAACCGGCAUCGCCACGCCAUCGAGCAGGCGUCGCGUCGAUGGCGUGGAGGACGACGCGAUGAUUCAGCACGAACGCGCCGUAAAAUUUUGAUUUCCACACAGGUCGGCGGCCGCCGCCGCCGCCGUCGAGCACGGCGCGGCCCCCGGGCGGAGGGACUUGGACGUGGAGGCUUCUUAUGUGGGUUGCUUCGGCUCCGAGACGUGGUUCGAAAAUAGGACCUACGUCGGGGGGCAACGAGGCGCGAGGUACCGCCUGGCCGUCCGCGACGCCGCGAAGCAAAAGAAGCGCUAUUUUGCGUGCGCGCGGCGCGACGCGGACGGCCACGGCUUCUUGUUUGAUGAUCUAGUCCCGGACGCGCGAAAUGCGUUCCCGUCGGGCGACCUCGUCGCCGGCGGCUGCGAGCGCGCGUGCGCCGACGAAGGCGCGAAGCUCUGCGGCUGCGCCGACGAGGCGUGCACGGGCGCCAUGGGCGACGACCAGCCGCACCACCGGCGGUGGGCCGUCUACCGCAUGCCCGAUCCUCCCUCCACAAACCGUGGGCUGCCCGCGCCCGACGAGGAGGAGUGUGGGGACGCCUGGACGCGCGUGGAUGAGGCUCAAGCGGAGGCGGAGGUCUUUGAGGGGGCGGAGGCGACGGUGUUCACUCAUUUAGGUUUCGCGGACGGCGGCGGGGGUUCGCCGGAGUAACUGGAACAACAGAA
Pelagomonas calceolata is the source of this 1564-nucleotide messenger RNA. Lineage: Eukaryota; Pelagophyceae; Pelagomonadales; Pelagomonadaceae. The record is from the annotation of a GenBank genome assembly.